AUGGAGAAGUCAGAUGAUUGUGGUCAAGAGUUGCAGAAAAAGAGGAGAAUGAGAUAUAAUCGAAAUAAACGUAGACGCCAACAGUGCGCCAUAACCAAGCGUGCGUCCGAAGCUGUGGCACAACAGUUUGAAGAGAGCGUUCGUCAACAAAAGGCGCUGACAGAUAAAUAUACCAUGAAAUGGAGAAAGAUUACCCAAGAAGCAAAAAAUUUAAAAGCUCGACUACACAGGCAACAGCAUAUUAGGCAGGUAAUAUACCAAUGGCAAUGACAAUGUUGUACAUUCAGACAGUGAUUUGUGGAUUACGCACACCCAUGCUUUUAUGUGCUAGCUAUAGCCAAUUUUGUUUUAUGAAAUAGGUAUACACUAAGCAGCAUGCAUGGUGUAGCAUGGUUAAAACCUAUUUAAUAAAACAAAAUUGGCUAUAGCUAGCACAUAUUAAAGUUGAAAAAUUAUCUUCCACUACAUUGUACGUAUGGUUUUGGAAUUCAUUUUUGUGAUCAAGUUAAAAUGCCAAUAUUUAAAUUAAAUCGAAAUAUAUAAAAUAAGACUUUUAAUGUACUCUAUCAGGCAGCUACUAUCCAUUCUGUUAUGCAUCUGUAAAUUUACAACAGGGGAGGCGGAAGAGGCAAACCAUGAAAAUUUGACAGCAUGCAUGCCCCCAUGUGUAGAAAUUUUGACAUCAGCUACCUUCCCCAGGGAGGGGGUGGCAAGUGGGGUCAUAUAGAAACAACAUCUGUUGACAGAGUUUCUGUCCUCUGACAUCUAUUGCUGGGAUACUGUCUAAACAAGAUGAACAAUUCCCAUAUAAAUAUGUCAUCAUGCCAAUAUUAUGAACAUGCCAUCCCAUUCUAGGCAAGUUUCGGGGCUAUUGGGAUGAAAACAUAUCCUGCCUAGCUGAGGGCAUAGAAACAGCCAAACAGAUAAACAAAAAUGUCAAAUCCCCCUGGAUUUGUCCAUCCCCUCUCCCAUAACAUUAACAUGUGCAUUAGUGUUACUGUAACAGUAUAAAAUUAUAGUCCCUUCUACUAAUCCAAUAUUGGAACUACAAGGUAUAUAUAUAUUGUAAUAUUAUAAAAAUAAAGUGUUUUUUUUCUAAACCUUUUACAGAUUUCAAUGGCUCAUGGUGCUGAAACAUUUGUAAAUCCACUUUCCAGUGUAAACCACAUAAGUCCAGAUGAAUUAAUCCACCUGAAGGAGGAAGCAUGUAUUGGCUCUGGUACAUUUGGAGAAUGUCUAUUAAAGCUGUACAAGCAGUUCAACAUGGUGGUUUUGGAAAAGCAGCUAUCAAAACCUGAUUUAAAAGCUGUCAUUAAUGAAGCUAAGUGUAUGAACACACUAACACAUCCAAACAUUCCACAGUUAUUAGGUGUUCAAAUAACACAAAAGCCAUAUUCUUUAAUAAUGGAGUUCAUUGGUGAAGAUAUGAAGUCAUCGACAGUGCAUGAAUUGCUUCAAGAAACUAGUUCAAAAGGAUCACCACUUCUUACAGCUGACUGGAUUUCAGUUUGUCUUGACAUUGUUCAAGCUGUCAACCACAUGCAUUCCAAAGGCUACUUGCAUUGUGACCUCAAAACCAACAAUGUCUUGGUAUUGAAAAAGAGAGGAUUUGUUAUUGACUUUGGAAAAGUUUGCCUUACUACCAAACCAACUGCAAAGAAAUACACAAAAUUUUAUCACUACACAGCCCCCGAGGUAUUGCGAGGAAAACCAGUUAGCUCGUCAAGUGAUGUAUUUUCUCUUGGUGUCAUUACUUCCACAAUUGGCAAAAGCCAAGGAUACCAAGCCACAUGUUCGACCAAUUUUCCGCUCAUUGAUAACAUUGCUGCAAGAAAUCAUUGA
Messenger RNA from Paramuricea clavata, 1842 nucleotides. NCBI's taxonomy places the organism in Eukaryota, Metazoa, Cnidaria, Anthozoa, Malacalcyonacea, Plexauridae. The record is from the annotation of a GenBank genome assembly.